Molecule: messenger RNA, 1115 nt
Organism: Camelus dromedarius (Arabian camel)
Lineage: Eukaryota; Metazoa; Chordata; Mammalia; Artiodactyla; Camelidae
Product: olfactory receptor 52N1
Exons: 1
Coding region: 165-1115 (316 amino acids)
Biological process (GO): G protein-coupled receptor signaling pathway
Cellular component (GO): plasma membrane
Molecular function (GO): olfactory receptor activity
Source: RefSeq, a predicted model, not a curated record
UUCCACAUAAAAGACCACAUACGGUGAUUGAUCUAAAAGAAAGACAAAUGAUCAGUUAUGGGAAAGAAAAGCCUACUUGUCAGUUACUCUCUGAACUUACUUUUUUUCUGCCUGUAGAAACCUUUUUUCUAUAACUGCUGGAUCAUGAACUUCCAACAGUUGCUAUGUCAUUUCUGAAUGGCACUAGCCUAACUCCGGCCACGUUCAUCCUCAAUGGCAUCCCUGGGCUGGAAGAAGUGCAUAUGUGGAUCUCCUUCCCUCUGUGCACUAUGUACAGCAUUGCCAUCACAGGGAACUUUGGCCUUAUGUACCUCAUCUACUCUGAAGAGGCCUUGCACAGACCAAUGUACAUCUUCCUAGCCCUUCUUUCCUUCACAGACGUGCUCAUGUGCACCAGCACUCUCCCCAGCACCCUCUGCAUUUUGUGGUUCAACCUCAAGGAGAUUGAUUUUAAGGCCUGCCUGGCCCAGAUGUUCUUUGUGCACGCUUUCACAGGGAUGGAGUCUGGGGUGCUCAUGCUCAUGGCCAUCUGCUGCCCUCUGCGCUAUGCUGCUCUCCUCACCAAUUCAGUCAUUGCCAAGGCCGGGCUCCUCACGUUUCUUAGAGGUGUAGUGCUUGUUAUCCCUUUCACUUUCCUUACCAGGCGCCUGCCAUACUGCAGGGGCAAUGUCAUACAGCACACCUACUGUGACCACAUGUCUGUCGCCAAGAUACCUUGUGGCAAUGUUAAGGUCAACGCUGUUUAUGGUCUAAUGGUUGCCCUCCUGAUUGGGGGUUUUGACAUCUUGUGCAUCACAGUCUCUUACACCAUGAUUCUUCGAGCGGUUGUGAGUCUGUCAUCAGUGGAUGCUCGGCAGAAGGCCUUCAGCACCUGCACUGCCCACAUCUGUGCCAUUGUCAUCACCUAUGUUCCAGCCUUCUUCACCUUCUUUACACACCGUUUUGGGGGACACUCCAUUCCUCCACACAUACACAUUAUUAUGGCUAAUCUCUAUCUACUUAUGCCUCCCACCAUGAAUCCUAUUGUGUAUGGGGUAAAAACCAAGCAGAUACAAGAAAGUGUCACUAGGUUCUUGCUUAAGGGAAAGGACAGUUCUUCUCAAACAUUUACAUAG